UUCAAAGGGCAUUUCAAGCCCCAGGUCUCUAGGAGGAGGGUGAAGAUCAGAAGAGUCACCAUCCUUCCUAUCUGAGAAGAACCGGAGGGUGAAUGAUGUGCUGGUAACUCCUCUGCUCUCCACUUCAUCACCAGGAGAUAUCACUGGGCAGAGGGGCGGGUUAUCUGUGCAGGUCUCUGGGCUUAAAGAGAGCCGCCGCUCAGUGAGCUCUUCUGUCCGUUCGUCCGCUCCGGAGCAGGCGUCAGGAGAGUGAUGGAGCCUGAGGCGCUCUGAUACCUGGCAGGGCGUCUUGAAGUCUUGAAUGAUUUGUGUGCUCUGUCCCCUCGGGGUUCUGGUCCCUUCCUGACUCCCUACCCCAACCCAUCCGGAGCUCACAGUGGAAGUCUGAAUUCAGGUCCUUCUCCCUAAAACGGAAGACAGAAAUAGGCUUGGGCUCAGAUCCAGGAAAAUGAACAAACAAAGCAAGUGAUUCUGGAUUCCAUCAUUUGGGGUCAAGCGCUGGAGUGGACCACUGCGUUGUGAUGGGAAAUGAGAGGGGCGUGAUGCGGAUGCUGUUGGAAUGCAGUCUCAGUGACAAGCUGUGUAUUAUCCGGGAACAGCAGUAUGAAAUCAUCAUCAUCCCAACCCUCCUAGUUGGUACCUUCCUCAUCCUCCUUGGUGUCAUCCUGUGGCUUUUUAUCAGAGGACAGAGAGCCCAACAGCAGUCUCCAGGACCUCGAGGUGUUGCCCACGUGCCUCCAUCUGGGAACCUAAGCCAGGAAGCAGCAGGACCUGGGGGAACUGUGUUUGUACCACUUGAGGAGACCUCAGUAGAAAGCCUUCUGCGAACUUCUGCACAAGUCCUGGCUACGCUGCAGGUGCCCCGGGAGCAACUCUCUGAAGUUCUGGAGCAAAUCCACAGUGGUAGCUAUGGAGCCAUCUAUCGCACCACGAUACACACUGGGAACCCUGCGAAGCCCAAGAGUGUGGUCCUCAAGACUUUAAAAGAACCAACGGGGCUCCAAGAGGUGCGGGAUUUCUUAGGGCGAAUCCAAUUCUAUCUGUACUUGGGGAAGCACAAAAACUUGGUACAGCUGGAAGGUUGCUGCACAGACAGGCUGCCGCUCUACAUGGUUCUGGAGGAUGUGGCCCAGGGAGACCUGCUCAGAUUUCUCUGGACCUGUCGCCGGGAUGUGAUGACCAUGGAUGGUCCUCCCUAUGACCUCACAGAGAAACAAAUAUAUCACAUUGGGAAGCAGGUCCUUUUGGCUUUGGAAUUUCUCCAGGAGAAGCAUCUGUUCCAUGGCGACGUGGCAGCCAGGAAUGUUCUAAUCCAGUGUGACCUCACUGCUAAGCUCUGUGGGCUGGGCCUGGCUUAUGAAGUUCAUUCCCGAGGGGCCAUCUCCUCCACUCGCGUCGUACCCCUCAAGUGGCUUGCCCCAGAACGGCUUCUGCUGAAACCAGCUGGCAUCAAAGGAGACAUCUGGUCUUUUGGGAUCCUGCUGUACGAGAUGGUGACUCUAGGGGCACCUCCAUAUCCUGAAGUCCCUCCUACCAAUAUCCUACAGCAUCUCCAAAGAGGGCAAGUCAUGGAGAGACCCAGUAGUUGCACACACACCAUGUAUGGUCUCAUGAAGUCCUGCUGGCGUUGGAGUGAGGACAGCCGCCCUUCACUUAGAAAGCUACACUCGUGUCUUGAAACUGCUGUUCAAAGUGCAAAUGACAAGGCUGUGUUGCAAGUACCAGAGCUGGUGGUACCUGAACUGUACGCAGCUGUGGCGGGUGUCAGCGUGGAGAGUGUCUCCUACUGCUACAGCAUCUUCUGAAGGUCCUGGGACAACACCCACUUUGGGGAGAUCGUAUACUCUUGAAACCAGUUCCUCCAACAACAAAGACUUUCUAGUGGGAGUUAAAGGGAGAAAUGGGACGUGGAUCUUGAAUCUUCCCCUACACAUUUCCCUAGAAACCUGAAAUGAUGCUGGAUGAGACUGCCCUCACUAUGUACCCUUGAGAUGGAGAAAUGCAGUUUCAUUUCUGCUGUCCCAAUUCUGAAGACACAGGGUAGAUGGGUUGGACAGUGUCCAUUCAAGGGAGGUUUUACAAAUUUGCAAUCUUUGUUGCAACAUGGCAUGGAUAAGUUGGUCCCUCCUACCACAGGCUUGUUUCCUUCAAAACGUGCUUUUAUCUAGACUAUAGUAAGGUCCAGAAAAUUGGAAUCAAAUGAGGAAAGAGAAAGUUGAUAAAUAAAUUUAUGAAAAGAAAAUGAAAGGUUCUAUUUGCUCAGGAGUAUAGAUGAGGACCAAGGUCCAUCCUUCACCGAGAAGGGAGAGGAAGGUCAUAUAGUUCUUCACUUCUGGUCCAUUCGUGCAGGGAUGAAGGAGAACCAUUAAGGAAGAUUUCUGAGCUCACCCUAAGGUAUAAGCUCACCCUAUAUGGAGAAAUACAGCCCCCUUUUAUCUAAUUCUGAGAUAGGUAAAUCCUGUUGGUACUAUUCUAACUAGAAGCUGGAGUGGUGAUUCCAUGAUUAAGAGCAUUGGUUAUGUAUCAUCCAUCAGGCUGGCAUUCUGGUCCCUGUUAGAAUAGGGAAAUGAACCCUGAAUAUUUAUUGGAAGGACUGAUGCUGAAGCUGAAGCCCCAGUACUUUGGCCACUUGAUGUGAAGAUCCGACUCAUUGGAAAAGACCCUGAUGCUGGGAAAGGUUGAGGGCAGGAGGAGAAGGGGGUGACAGAGAUGAGAUGGUUGGUUGGUAUCGAUGACUCAACAGCCAUGAAUGAGCAAAGUCCAAGAGAUAGUGAAGGACAGGGAAGCCUGGUGUGCUGCAGUUCAUGGGAUCACAAAGAGUUGGGCAUGACUGAGUGACUGCACAAUGACAAAUGAGACUAUGGAGACUGAGCUCAGAGAGUCCAAUAGGGUUGAUGAUGAAUAGACUGUGUAUGUAUUUAAUAAGUGGGAAAUAUGGAAACCAGCAAGGGUACUCACUAGGUCAGGAUGUCUUCAAGGAGUGCUGGAAAAAGAUGUAACCUGAGAUAGAAGGAUGGUAGGUUCUGAUUUUCAAUCAUUCAAUGAUGUACUGUGAAACUUAUUUCAUUAAAUUAAUAUUUAUUGAGUGAAAGUAUACAUUUUGGGUUAUACAGUUGCCAAAAUCUUGACAAUAAGGAGGACGAAAAUAAAUAAAUGUGAAUUAAUGUCAACAGGAAAAUUCAAGAGACAAUCUACAUUGUCAAAAAAAGAUUCCUCAUGUGUAAAAAGGGGAUAAUACCCACUUCACAGGGUUGUUGUGAGAAUGAAAUGAAAGGGUGUUAUUUGUACCACAUGUGGCACGUACUAUAUGACAAUAAAUAUUAAUUUCCUUACCCACC
This is a messenger RNA of Bubalus bubalis (water buffalo), 3338 nucleotides long. It is a transcript of the gene STYK1, whose product is annotated as serine/threonine/tyrosine kinase 1. The record is from RefSeq and is a predicted model, not a curated record. Gene Ontology annotation, cellular component: signaling receptor complex. Lineage: Eukaryota; Metazoa; Chordata; Mammalia; Artiodactyla; Bovidae. The transcript is spliced from 10 exons. Gene Ontology annotation, biological process: positive regulation of kinase activity; multicellular organism development; cell surface receptor protein tyrosine kinase signaling pathway. Gene Ontology annotation, molecular function: ATP binding; transmembrane receptor protein tyrosine kinase activity. The coding region runs from base 522 to 1805 and encodes 427 amino acids.